Messenger RNA from Cherax quadricarinatus, 2011 nucleotides. It is a transcript of the gene Pen, whose product is annotated as karyopherin subunit alpha. The record is from RefSeq and is a predicted model, not a curated record. Gene Ontology annotation, cellular component: cytoplasm; nucleus. Gene Ontology annotation, biological process: NLS-bearing protein import into nucleus. Lineage: Eukaryota; Metazoa; Arthropoda; Malacostraca; Decapoda; Parastacidae. Gene Ontology annotation, molecular function: nuclear import signal receptor activity; protein binding.
UUAAUUAAGUGUGUUUGAGAGUAAAGGGUAAGUGGGAGGUGGAUUUGAAUGGACCAAUGAGCGUGGAGGUGCAGCAGCAACAGCAACAGCAGCAGCAGCGGUGUGUCUCACUCUGGCGCUCCACACCACACAAAGAACUCCACCUGUUCUCUCCAGGUACCCAAAGUAGAUUUUAUAAAGAAAAACUCGUCCCUUUAAUAAUUGGAUUGCGGGAGGCCCUCGCUCUUAAAAUAAACCAGAAAGUUGUGUAAAUCGCUAGCCUGGAGGCCUCCAGCAGAAUGCCAGCCCCGGCUGUUGCCCGUGAAAACAGCCCCGGCCCAAGCCGCAUGAAGAGCUUUAAAAAUGCUGGUAAAGACAUGGAGGAGAUGCGCAGACGACGGCAGGAAACCAAUGAGUUACGCAAGGCUAAAAAAGAUGACCAGCUUUUGAAAAGAAGAAAUGUCUCUCUAGAUGAUCCAACUUCUCCUCUUCAGGAACAUAAUACUACGGGUCCUGUGAUGAGCCUGGAAGAAAUCAUAAAUGGCAUUAUUAGUACAGAUAGCAGUAGGCAGGUCAUUGCUACACAAGCAGCAAGAAAGAUGCUUUCUCGUGAACGCAACCCUCCCAUAGAUGCUAUUAUAGAAGCUGGAAUGGUGAAUCCUCUUGUACAAUUCCUGGAGAGAGCAGACAACCCGGCUUUGCAGUUUGAAGCAGCCUGGGCACUGACCAACAUUGCUUCUGGCACCUCUCAGCAAACUCAUGCUGUAGCAGGCUCUGGUGCAGUUAUCUCCUUCGUUAAGCUACUGAGAUCGCCGCAUACUAAUGUAGCUGAGCAGGCUGUCUGGGCAUUGGGAAAUAUUGCUGGUGAUGGACCUGAUCUAAGAGACUUUGUUAUUAAAGCUGGCAUUGUGAAACCCCUUCUUGAACUUAUCAAACCAGAAACAGAGCACUCGUUCUUACGUAAUGUAACAUGGACGUUAAGCAACCUGUGCCGGAACAAGAAUCCUUCGCCACCUUUUGAAGUCGUAAAGCAAUGUUUACCUGCUUUGAGUCACUUAAUUUGCCAUCCUGAUAAAGAAGUUCAAGCUGAUGCUUGUUGGGCAUUGUCAUACUUAACUGAUGGAACAAAUGAGAAAAUCCAGGAAGUUGUUGAUGCUGGAGUUGUUCCUCGCCUUGUGGAGCUGCUGAAUUGUGAUGACCUACCAAUUGUAACUCCUGCAUUAAGAGCAAUUGGAAAUAUUGUUACUGGCAAUGAUACUCAAACUGAUGUUGUAAUAAAUGCUGGAACUUUACCAGUAUUCCCAAAAUUGUUGAGACAUCACCGUAGCAAUAUUGUGAAAGAAGCUGCUUGGACGAUCUCAAACAUUACGGCAGGUAAUGCAGAGCAGAUACAGGCAGUUAUAGACUGUGGACUACUACCACCCAUCUGUCAAGUCUUGGAUAAGGGUGACUUCAAGGCCCAGAAAGAAGCUGCAUGGGCAGUAACAAACUUCACAUCUGGAGGGUCAACAGAACAGAUUGUUGAACUUGUAAGCCAAGGUGUCCUCACUCCAUUUUGCAACCUGCUUGCUGCCAAAGAUGCCAAGACUAUUAUGGUAGUUUUGGAUGGCAUCUUAAACAUCCUCCAAACUGCAGAGAAAAUAAGUGAAGUAGACCGUGUUGGCCAAAUGAUAGAAGAAUGUGGUGGGCUUGAUAAAAUUGAAGAACUUCAGAGCCAUGAAAAUGAGGCAGUCUACAAGAAGGCUUUAAGUAUUAUUGAGACUUAUUUUGCUGAGGAAGAAACAAAUGGUAUAAGCAGCACAACAAAUGGGCAAGCCUAUGAUUUUACGUCUGCUACGAACAUGCCUGAUGGUGGCUUUUCAUUCUAAGUUACCUAAAGUAUGUAGAAGUAAAUUCAUUUUGCCUUAUUUGCUCUAUCUGGAUUGAAAUUCAAAUGCAAGCCCAGGAUGUGAUUUGUCUAAGUGUUAAUUUGAUAAAAAAAAAAAAAAAAUAAAAAAAAGCCCCAAUAAAUUUCUCUAACCAGUCAUCUGCU